UUCCGUGUCUUUGCUGUUUGACAGUAACCAAGAUCACAACAUCUUCCCAGUGUAGGAUGUGUGAGGAGGAGCAGGACUGAGGUCACGGCCGUUAUAGUCGGGAAGACAAGAAAGUAGCAGAGACCUUCAUUUAAGGCUUAAAUUUAGCAUUUAGCCUAAAGUUAUUACUUACUGGAGCUCCAAGUAUCACUUCUGUGUGACCGGUGUGAACCAGUGUGUGAAACAUGUCUUUCCGAACAUCAGGAAAUAUUACUGUAGCAACAAUCGUCAUGUUACUGGCAGACCCUCCCAGAGUCCCGUCUGUUACUGACCGUGUGUCUGGUGACUCGGUGACACUGCUGUGCUACAGUGACUCCAACCCCAUCAGUAAUUACUCCUGGUACAGAAAGACAGGAAGUGAUGUCUUACUGUUAGGAAAUGGCACCAAUUUAACUAUAGCUACAGGAACAAGUGGACUUUUCUACUGUGUGGUGCAGAAUCCAUUUGGAUCAUCUAACUCAUCAGAAUGGUCAUUUACUUCAGGGAAACCAGCUGGGACAUAUGCAGCUUCUGGAGUCACUGUGGGUUUGUUUCUGACUCUCACUGCUGUCUGUCUAUGGAUGAGGAGGCGAACCGCAGCUGUCAGCAGCAGGAGUGAGGAGACCAGCGCAAAACAUGAUUCUACUCCUGUAGAUGAUAACUUUUCAGCCUUGGACAUGCCCUCUGACCCCACAAAUGACGGCGUUCACUACUCCAACAUUAAUUUCACACGCUCCCACACACAGGAAGUACCUCUCUACUCUACUGUCCAACUAAUAAUGGCUCUUAGUCAAGAAGAGGAAGUCGAGUAUGCCAGAGUGAAUUUCUCUGCCUGCAAGGACGAAACCCACAUCUACAGCACAAUCUCAAGAACAUGAGAAGAAAAUCCUCCACCAACCAUCAAUCUCCAGUCCUGCGUGAAAAUGAGAAAAGUGCCAACAGUCUUCCACCUCCUCCAAACACAUAUGAAAUUGGUACAAACUACAUUUAAAAUCUUGCUGGUGAUUUUGAUUUAUUUUAGGGAUCAGUCAGACAGGGUAUUAUUUCCAACUGGACCAAGAUACACAUUAUAAAAUGUUUAUGACAUUAUUUUAUGUAUCAUUGAUUACAUUUAGCCACAGAUUGCUUACCACUGCAAGAAGGAUGGUUAGAAACUCUGCACAUUAUAUACAUAUACAAACAUGUCAUAAACAUGUCAUAGACAUGUAGAAUAAUAAUGAUACACCAGCCCACAGUAACAGGACAGACUUUAAUUCACUUCACUGCAUUCAAGGAUCUCGGUUCUCUUUGUAAUAUUACCACACAUGAAGAUGUUCUCUGCAGUGCAGUGACCAGUGUCCAGUGACCACUGUACAUACACAGUACUGCAUAAUUCACUGUCCAUGACAUUAUGAUGAUGUUUCCCUACCAUUGUUUCAUUCUCAUUGAUUAGUUUUUAGUACAAUAUGGUACCUUGAGAGGUGACUGGCUAGAAUGAAUGUCCUUGAAGGUUUUAAUUUUAAUUAUUUAUUCAGACAAAUAUUUUUAACACAGCAUUCCCAGGUCACAGAGUAACAUUCCCAGGUCCCAGGUCACAGAGCAGGGGGUCUAAUAGCCUUCAUUCUUGAAUCCUGUACAACAUGUGACUGUUCCACUUAGAGUUGUUGGGUAGCUGAACACUGUACUUUAAAUUCAGAACGAGAGAUCUAAAUCGUCCUUUCACCCAGUCGGCCCUGGAAACAGAACUCAGCACAGAUGUAAUGGCACGAUCUAGUCACUGGGUGGCAGCAGCGAUGUGAUAAGACCGUCAAAGCCGAUUGUGCAGAGCGUGCCCCAUAUGGAUAAGAUUUAACAUUUGCUUGUUUAUAUUACAGUACAUUUUCCAUGUCUACUCUGUAUUUGCACCAAAGCCAAAGUUACAUUAUGCCUGAAAUAUUUCUGUAACAUUUAUCACAAAAGGCUUCACACUUCUUGCACUCAGUAAAUGAUUUAAAAAUUGUAAAAAUGACUUUUGUGGAAUUCAUUCUUUAUUCUUUUUGGCUCCUUAUCUGGUUCGCCAGCAUGUUGCUUGCCCCAAAGCCAUGAUGAUGUUUCCUCCAGACAAUUAGUCGUCACUCCUAACAUCUGAGUUACUGUUAAGAACUUUAGCCAAAUAUUUAGCAAUUUUAGUCAGAAUGAGACUACCAGAGCCC
Messenger RNA from Electrophorus electricus (electric eel), 2189 nucleotides. Lineage: Eukaryota; Metazoa; Chordata; Actinopteri; Gymnotiformes; Gymnotidae. The record is from RefSeq and is a predicted model, not a curated record.